CCUGCGCCUGCCCGGCAUGGCGGGGCCGCGUGGGGGCCGGCCGGCGCGGCGCUCUGUCCGGGCAGACAGCACCGGCAGCGGCGGCGGUGGGUGCUGCUGGGCGCUGCCCACGGGGCUGCUGUGCGCCUACGGCUUCUUCUGCAGCGUGAGGCCCUCCGAGCCUUUCCUCACCCCGUACCUGCUGGGAUCGCACAAAAACCUCUCCGAGACCCAGGUGCUCAACAAGAUUUACCCGGUGUGGACUUACUCGUACCUGGUGCUGCUGUUCCCGGUGUUCCUGGCCACGGACUACUUGCGGUACAAGCCUGUGGUCCUGCUGCAGGGCCUGAGCCUCAUCAUCACCUGGUUCAUGCUGCUGUACGCACAGGGGCUGAGGGCCAUCCAGUUACUUGAGCUCUUCUACGGGAUGGGGACUGCCACCGACAUCGCCUAUUACUCCUACAUCUACAGCAUCGUUGAUAUCAACCUGUACCAGAAGGUCACUAGCUACUGCCGGAGUGCCACCCUGGUAGGCUACACGGUGGGCUCUGUGUCCGGGCAACUCCUUGUGUCGGUGGCAGGAUGGUCCCUCUUCAGCUUGAACGUUAUCUCCUUAACCAGCAUAUCCAUUGCUUUUGGCACAGCGUGGUUCCUGCCAAUGCCACAGAAAAGCCUUUUCUUUCACCGUGUCUCAAGUCAGCAGCUCAGUUGGGAAAUGAAGGUCAUGGACUGUAAAAAUGGAUCGGUUGUCCAAGAUCAUCCCAGUGUGCAGAGGGCACCCGGCUGGGAGGAUGAGACUAAAGUUCCCUUAAACGAGGAAGGUCAUUCAGCAGAGAAACAGUCUGUGCAGGAGCGGAAAGUAGACAUCAUAAAGGUUCUCAAAGAUCUCUGGCAGGACUUCCUGCAGUGCUACUCCUCCCAGACCAUGCUUUGCUGGUCUGUGUGGUGGGCACUGUCCACCUGCGGCUACUUCCAGGUCAUCAACUAUGCUCAGGGCCUGUGGGAGAUGGUGCUGCCUUCUUAUAACACAGAGAUCUACAAUGGUGCUGUGGAGGCAGCCUCAACAUUGCUAGGAGCUGUUGCAGUUUUUGUUGUGGGUCACAUAAAAAUGUCUUGGGCAGUGUGGGGUGAAGUGGCACUUGCCCUGUUCUCCUUUCUUAUUGCUGCUGCUGUAUAUAUCAUGGACACUGUUCGUAACAUCUGGGUGUGCUAUGCGUCCUAUGUUGUCUUCAGAAUUAUCUACAUGCUGCUAAUCACGACAGCAACGUUCCAGAUCGCUACGAAUCUCAGUGUGAAGCGGUAUGCCCUGGUAUUUGGAGUCAACACUUUCAUUGCCUUAGCACUUCAGACUCUGCUCACUUUGAUUGUUGUAGAUGCCAGUGGGCUUGGGCUGGACAUCUUCACUCAGUUCAUGAUUUACGCCUCUUACUUUGCGGCAAUCUCACUGGUGUUCUUGGGCAGUGGCAUAUACAGUAUUAUAAGAGCUUACAGAAGACAAGAGCAGAUGCAGAACAGAUCUCCUGAAAGCCAGUAGAGCACCAGGUGAAGACUCUUGGUGGCUACAUAUGAAGAUAUAGGUCUGUUUUUUAAUCUUUGCCUUUUCUUCCAAGGCAGUCAUCUGAAUGGUAUUUGAUCUAUAUUUAUACUAUAUUAGUAGCACAUUUUAGAAGGUAAAUGCUUUAGGUCUUACAUAAGUAAGAACAAAUAUUUUCUUUCUAAAAUGCCUUUUGUUCUUCUGUUGCAUCUAUGGGAUGUGCAGGAAAGAACAGUAAGUUUUCUCAAAGAGUGAAAGCCUUGGGAGGUUUUAAUCUAAGGCUAUGUAUCUGGAGGCUGCCAUUGAAAAAGCAGCUUCAUGAUUGUCUAGUCAACUGCUGCUGUCUGUCACUGAGGUGCUGCUGUGGGGUAGAAGUGGGGGCACACUAACAGACCUCUCUUUGGAGAGCCCCAGCCCUGGAACAAGAGCUGGCGUUGAGCCUGUACUCUGCAGUGUAGCUCUUGCUGUGGCUGUCCCAUGAUGCUGGGUGCUCUGUUUUGAGGACUAGUACACUUACGUUUUUGCAUAUGCACAUUCUUCCUUGAGUUGCUUAUACUGUUCCUGUCUGUCACCCCAGCUGCCAGAGCUGAUCAUGGUGCUUCCCAAAAAACUUAACAGUCCCAGGGUAAUAUGUGAUGUUGGUAAAUUGGCUAUCAGGAGUGCUGCUUGUGUCAUGAAGGCCUCUGCCCCAGGGACUAUAAAGCUGGAAGGGAAGCUUAAAGGGAGUUUUAAGUAGGCAAAAAGCUAAUCCAAAGCUCCCUUGACAUUUUUGCCUCUGGCCUUUAGAACCACAGAUUCUUGUGAUUACAGGAGUCACUGCCUCACCACCCUGGAGGCUGAGCUGUUCCAAUGGGAUGUGGCACUGAGAAGGAAGGUGACUUGCUGGGUUUUAAGCUAUUCUUUAUGACACUGGAGAAUUGUAACUCUGGUGACUAGACACCUUCAGUUACCUCGAUGACUGCCUAAGGCUUUGAAAAAUGCUGAUUUCUGGGGUUUAUCCCUUAUUUUAAAAUGCCUUUGUGCUUCUUGUGGGUCACUGUCCACUAGUUCUACCUCUUUUUUUCCACCUAAGCAGGACUAUGAAUGUUUGGAGUGGGCAGUUCCUUUAUUUUGUCUAGUCUAAGCAAUUUGCAACUUGCCUCAUACUUGGUUUUUAAAACUAAUUUAUUUUUUCCAAAUUGCUUUUUCACUGGGGACGAGUUGCACAGGGUUGUCCUGGGAUUGGGCACCUGGAUACUCAGGCACCAUGACCAGCACAGCAACAGCUAUCUCUAGUAUACUGUGGAAAUGGCCCGUGGAAUGUCCCUGUUGCUGUUCAGGACAUGGCAAGUUUAAGUGUAAAGGAUAACUGGCAAAGGAGAAGAUGCAAUGCAGUGUGCUUCUCUCCAUGCCUUCUCUCUGUGUGCUGCUUAGAGCUUUUUCCAGUCAGAGCCCAGUGAAGCAGCUUUGGUUUAUUGGUUGCUUUAAAUGCCAUAGAGACUUAACAGCAUUGGGGUUGGGAAGGUGUUUCAUCACCGGCUGCGACAGGUACAGCCUUUCUUAACACUUCUGUGAGCCUCAGCCUUUACCAUGCAAGAUGCAUGAUUAAUAUGUUUAGAAUGUGCUGCUUGGGGUCUGGGGAGCCCUUUCAGGCCUGCUGCUUAUGGGAACCCACUCCCCAAAGCUUCCCCCUGUUUGCAGCCUGCCUCCUAAAGCAACCCUCUAAAGAGGGGCUUGGCUGUACUGGCAUUUACACAUGUUAAGCAUAACUGCCUUAUCCUGCAAUUGAAACUUGAAACUAUCCAUGUAUAUAUUCCUUUCUUUACCAUUUUUUGUUUUUAAAAUAAAAUUUUAAAUUCUAGCUGAUGAGCUGUCCUGGGAAGGGGUAGUAUGUGCAUAUCCUGUCCUUUGAGCUCCUUGGCCUGAUGGCAGUUGCAGCAAGGCACAAGGAAUGGGUAUACAGCACUCAUGUCAAGUGACUGAAAGAAGCAGCUCAAUUUUAAUCAAGUUUUUCAUACAAAGAACAAAACUCUUUAAAGGCAACUCAAAAAUUAACUAAUGAAUUACAGCAAUAACAGUGAUUUUUCUACCAAAGUAAUGAAACUGGCAACUUCAAUAGAGAGGCAUGUUGUGCUGUGUAUGUCUUCAGGCCUAUUAAUGUAUGGAAGCCACACCUGGACGUUGUUCAGGUUCCUGUGCUGUUGCUGUGGUGAUGAGAUGACUGUAGAGCCUGACUGGAGCUUUACACAGUUACUGAUGCCUACAAAGUACUGUAAACAUGUUGACAUUGUUGGUUUCUAAUUGUAUAGCUAUUUUUAUUAAAUAAAAUGAU
Messenger RNA from Melopsittacus undulatus (budgerigar), 3824 nucleotides. It is a transcript of the gene SLC19A2, whose product is annotated as solute carrier family 19 member 2. Gene Ontology annotation, molecular function: thiamine transmembrane transporter activity. NCBI's taxonomy places the organism in Eukaryota, Metazoa, Chordata, Aves, Psittaciformes, Psittaculidae. Gene Ontology annotation, cellular component: plasma membrane. The transcript is spliced from 6 exons. The record is from RefSeq and is a predicted model, not a curated record. The coding region runs from base 17 to 1513 and encodes 498 amino acids. Gene Ontology annotation, biological process: transmembrane transport; thiamine transport.